UGGAGUGAAGACUAGCUAUAACAUUCGAGCUGUGUGUCUUUACUGCAGCCUUGAAAUAAAUAAUAUUGAAAUCAUAUAACGCGCAUUUAUUGAGAGACAGGAGUAACAGCGAGUGAGAGAGAGGGAGAGAGAGAGCGAGAGAGAGACCGAGAGGGAAAGAAAGAGAGGGAGGGAGGGAGAGAGAGAAAGAGAGGGAGAGAGGGAAGAUAUGAAUUCGUAUUUCGCAAAUCCGACGCUCUCCUGCCACUUAACUGGUGGCCAAGAAGUUUUACCCAACGUGGCCCUGAAUUCUACUACCUAUGACCCCGUUAGACAUUUCUCGUCCUACGGCGCAGCUGUGGCCCAGAACCGGAUCUAUUCCUCGCCGUUUUAUUCGCCCCAAGACAACGUUGUGUUCGGAUCCAGUCGGGGAGCGUAUGAGUAUGGAUCUAACGUAUUCUAUCAGGACAAGGAUGUGCUACCCAGCUGUAGACAAACAAGCGUGGGACAAAGCGCGCAGACCUCGCUCGCGCAGGAAUACACCUCGGACCAAUGUAGGACGGGAUCGCAGGAGCCGAAGGGAAGCAUUCAAAUCUACCCGUGGAUGCAACGAAUGAACUCUCACAGUGGAGUUGGGUAUGGGUCAGAUAGACGGAGAGGCCGCCAGAUUUACUCCCGGUACCAAACGCUGGAACUGGAGAAGGAGUUCCACUUCAAUCGAUACUUGACCAGACGCAGACGUAUCGAAAUCGCCAACGCUCUCUGUCUCACGGAACGCCAGAUCAAAAUAUGGUUCCAGAACCGCCGCAUGAAAUGGAAAAAAGAAAGCAAUCUAACUUCGACUCAGACGGAAAGUGAGUCGACGGGUGUUACACAGGAAGCCGAGAAGGGAGAUGACGAAGAGGAUACAGAGGAAAAGAAGAAAGAGUGAAAUUCCAUUUUUCCCGACACUCUUAAAUCCUAUUCAAUCUAAUCGCAAGUUUAAGGAUAACAUUACUACCUAAUGUAAAUUUUGUUAGGCACAAAGUUUCACACGGCUCAUGCGGCCACUCAAUUACGCAUGGACAUACAAGUAAAUACACACAGGCACCCGUGCGUAAACACACAUACACACACACCACACAUAAACAUGUAGUAAAAUAAAAAUUUUUCGCUUUAAUUAUUCUGUUAAAAAACAAUGGCUCGCGAUGUGGACAGAAUUCCAUUGCUGACUUGUCAUUCCCCUCUAUAUGCGAACUUGUGUACUGUGGUGAAGUAAAUAGUACUAGUUUCCCUACUGUGUGUAGCUUUUUACUACAAAACACCGUCGCUCCAUUGAGACGUCUGUAAAUUUGUAUAUGGCAAUAUAUUUGGUUUCAGGCAGACUCCUGUGUGCGUAAAACAGCUACACUAAUCGUGUGAAGGAAACAGUGCGUUACAUGAGCUUCUGAUUUUUUUUGUUUUGUCUUAUCUUAGUGUAUAAAUAUGCUGAAAAGUUUUCACAGGAGGAGUCAUACUACCUGAAUUAAUAUACCUGUACAUAUCAUAUCUGCCUUAUUCCUGUGAGAGCUUCAAUGUGCAUCCCGAUGCUUUUCUCGUAGUAAAACUAUUUAUAUUUAGCACUAUCGAGUAAAAUAAUACUCACUAUAAAGUGGAAAUGUGAAUUAAAAUAGUGUUAGAAGAAAACAAACAAUGAAUAUUUUUAAUGUGUUGUGUGUAUGAAUUUCACGUCCUUUGUUCUGUAUUUAAUAAAAUUGUUAUUAAGCGCCCA
Molecule: messenger RNA, 1729 nt
Organism: Conger conger (European conger)
Lineage: Eukaryota; Metazoa; Chordata; Actinopteri; Anguilliformes; Congridae
Product: homeobox protein Hox-C6a-like
Exons: 2
Coding region: 209-910 (233 amino acids)
Biological process (GO): regulation of transcription by RNA polymerase II; anterior/posterior pattern specification
Cellular component (GO): nucleus
Molecular function (GO): RNA polymerase II cis-regulatory region sequence-specific DNA binding; DNA-binding transcription factor activity, RNA polymerase II-specific
Source: RefSeq, a predicted model, not a curated record